Molecule: messenger RNA, 4742 nt
Organism: Scophthalmus maximus (turbot)
Lineage: Eukaryota; Metazoa; Chordata; Actinopteri; Pleuronectiformes; Scophthalmidae
Gene: ddhd2
Product: DDHD domain containing 2
Exons: 19
Coding region: 8-2584 (858 amino acids)
Cellular component (GO): COPII-coated ER to Golgi transport vesicle
Molecular function (GO): metal ion binding; protein binding; triacylglycerol lipase activity
Source: RefSeq, a predicted model, not a curated record
UCGAGUUAUGAAUGUCUGUCUGUCGCUGGUGUCACGUCGUCCAAAAAACACCCAACAGGACGUGACAGCGGCGACCGAAUUAACCCCCGCGAGUGUCCCGUCCCACCAUCAUCACUCGGCUAGCGUGAACCGCGACCGAACACCUUUGGCCUCUGGGACGUGUUUGUUUGGUCAGAGCUGGCUGUCUGGGUCGGGUCUCGGGCUAAUGCCAUUGAGCCCUGCUGAGGAGGGGCGUCUGUCCCAGGCGGCCCCAACCGUCAGAACCCGGGACCGGUUGGACAGCCCCGCUCACACCGCGGCUCCAGUCAACUCACCUGGGGAUCAGGUGUUGCCUGCGCUGGACGAGGCAUCUCCUUCUUCCACAUCCUCCUUCGAGAUGCUUGACAUGGAGUCAGUCCCGGCUCCGUACCAAGAAGUGCAGCCUCACUGGUUCUUCUGUCUACGAGCUGAUGACAACACUUCCUGGCUUCCUUUCAGCAGAGAAGACUCUGACAAACUAGAGAGGGCCAAUACUGCAGGAGACGAGAAGGAGGAGGUGGUGGUUGCUGUGGAUGGAGAGCGGUAUGAUAUAAAUGUCAAGGAGAGGAAGCGCUAUGCUGUGUACUGGGAGCAAGCUCCCACUGAGGUCCGCCGUUGUACCUGGUUCUACAAAGGAGAUAAAGAUACCACGUUCAAGCCUUACCCCGAGGCCUUCAGCCAAAGUCUGGAGGAGGCUUAUAUGAUAGCAGUGACCUUGGAUGAAUGGAAGAGGAAACUGGAGUUUCCCACUGGAGAGACUGUUAUCUUACACAAUCCCAAAUUGAUAAUGCAUUAUCAGCCAUUUGGAUUGCAAGAUGAGUGGGUGUCCUCCCCUUCGGAGCAGACCCGACCUCGAACUGUCAAGAGGGGAGUAGACAGCAUCUCUGUAGAAAUACCUGAUGGUGAACCAGAAAAGGUAGACCACCUUGUUUUUAUGGUGCAUGGAAUCGGUCCCGCAUGUGACUUGCGCUUCAGAUCCAUCAUACAGUGUGUAAGUGACUUCAGGAGUGCUUCCCUGUCCCUUCUGGCCUCUCAUUAUAAACGGGCUCAGCAGGAUGGCCAAGUGGGCAGGGUUGAGUUCCUCCCAGUCAACUGGCACAACGCGCUACACGGGGAUGCCACUGGUGUGGAUGAAGACAUCCAGAGGAUCACUCUUCCCAGUAUCAGCAGGCUGAGACAUUUCACCAACGACACUCUGCUGGACCUGUUUUUCUAUAACAGCCCCACCUACUGCCAGACCAUAGUGGACACGGUGGCCUCAGAGAUCAACAGACUGCAUGCCCUCUUUAAACAGAGACACCCGGGUUUCAGCGGGGCAGUUUCAGUUGUGGGCCAUAGCCUGGGUUCACUGAUCCUGUUUGACCUGCUAACCAAUCAGAGGACAGGAUCAGAAACAAGAGAGGGGGUGCCUUCUGGUGAACUGCGUCAUCUGAACUGUGACACAUUGGAGCAAACUCUGACCAGACUGGGCCUGCAGCAGUACCUGGAUACGCUGCAGGCAGAAAACCUCGACCUGGAGUCACUGGCUCUUUGCCAUGACAGUGAUCUCAAAGUUUUGGGAAUUCCGCUUGGACCUCGGAAGAAGAUCCUGAACUACGUCAGGAGGAAAUGGCUUCCAGAGGAUUAUAAAAUGGGGACAGUGCAUCUGGCACCAGGGUUGCAAGUUCCACCUCAAGUGACCAGUGAUCAUGAUGGUAGCCAAUCAUCUGGAGCGACACCGCAGUUCCACAGGGAGCAGUCCGUCACCAGUGCCGUAGACUAUGAAUACUUCGAUGUGGGGAUCGGACAGGUAUCUAUUGAAUACCCUCAGUUCGCGUUCCAGCCUCAGACGUUUUUUGCAUUUGGCUCUCCCAUUGGAAUGUUCCUUACAGUUCGUGGGCUCAAACACAUUGAUCCAAACUACACCUUCCCAACCUGCAAGAACUUUUACAACAUCUACCACCCGUAUGACCCUGUGGCCUAUCGGAUAGAGCCCAUGAUUGUUUCAGAGGUGGAUCUUGAACCCAUGCUAAUCCCUCACCAUAAAGGCCGCAAGAGGAUGCACCUAGAACUGAAGGACAGCUUGACCCGUAUGAGCAUGGAUUUGAAGAACAAUGUCUUGGGAUCAUUACGGACGGCAUGGCAGUCUUUUGCCAGACUCCCCGUUGCUGCUCUGCCCCCGGUGGAGGAAGGGGAAACGACAAUAGAGAGACACCUUGAAGAGACACAGGCCUCAGCGGCAGUCACUGCUUCUUCUAAGAGGGAAGAGAAAAGUGCUGAUUUUUGGACUAAAAUACUGGAGUGGCCCAGGGCCCUUCAUGUACAUUACUUCCAAGGAGCGUGUGAUGAGGUAGACUCCUCAGAGUCUGCAGAGCAGAGCGAGCAGCCAGAGAUAAAAGUGGGGAUGUUGAAUGGAGGACGAAGGAUUGACUAUGUACUUCAGGAAAAACCCAUCGAGAGCUUUAACGAAUACCUGUUUGCCAUCCAGUCGCAUCUGUGUUACUGGGAGUCUGAGGAUACAGCUCUCCUGCUGCUGAAGGAGAUCUAUGACAAGCUGGGUGUGACCUUUGAACAGCCUCAACAGUAAUACAAUUUUUCGCAUGUGAACUAACAUGACAGUAACCUGAACUGAACCGACCAAGACAGAGGCUGCAGACACCUCUUCCAGAAUGCCUUACCGUCUUGGUUUUACCUGACUCAUCCAGCAGUGGAGUGUUUGGCUGCACUCAGGUGAUCGUGUUUCAGAGAUGUCAGUCAACCUUCCAUUGAAGUAGUGGUGGCUUCCUACUACAGGACUGGGUUUGGCGUCUGAAAAUCCACACAGACAUCAGUCAUGCUCCUGGUUGCACUUUUCUUUUUUUUUUUACUGAAGUUAUUGUUUAUUUGACCUUACUUUGCACUUUCAUUGCGCAAUAAUUAUUGACAUAUCCUGCUUGCAGCUGCAGCUCAAUAAUAUUGAAAAGAAUUGCUCACGGUAAGCUGAGGACACACAGGACACGUUCAAGUAUGGAACAUCAAGUUGUGUAACAAGUGUUCAUCACGUUGGAUUGCAUGUCUAACUGGAACUUAUUCUCAGCUUGCAUAUAUGUACUGUAUUUCACAAAAUCCCAGAAUAUAAUUUAAAUAGUAAAUUGUAUCUGUACAAUUUGAUAUAUUUCCUAGCCCUUUGUACAACCUCCAUAACUCAGCUCUCCCAUAGCAUAACAUUAGAGCUCCUUUCAUUAAUAACCAUAAAUCACCAGUUUCAUUUGGUCGACCAAAAGAUGUUCAGUUUCUGGUUUGGAAAAGGAGUUUUGUCUGUUAUAAUUUAAAUGGCAGCUCUGUUCUCAUCUCACAGAUGAGGCAAUAUACUGACUGAAUGAAAGUCAUCCUCAGUAGAGUUCAAACCUCCAACCAACAUCCCCCUUGAAUUCUAUCAACCACACCAAAUUGCACACAUUCAUACAUAUAGGUCUCCUAAAUAUGCCUGAUUUUUGUCAUCUAGAUCCCUGCGUUAUUACCUGGGACAUUGAAAAAAAAUGCUCAAUCUGGCAAUGUUCAAGAAAGUAAAUUUUUUUUCAUGGAUGUGCCCAUUUUCCUAGAUCUGCUAUAUAAUUUGAUUGGUUCUUUCCUGGCCCAUGUCCCAUCCUUGCAAUAAGUUUCAUGGAAAUCCGUUUUGUAGUGUCUGUGUAAUCCUGCUCACACAAACAAACAAACAAACAAACAAAGGGAUUGAAGCGGAAACAUAACCUUGGCUGAGGUAAUGAUGUACAGAGAUGCAGGGCCUCUAAAGGACAAGCUUUUCAAUGUGUGCGUGCUGCUCUCUUUCUGCUCUCCUGCAGUUGACUCAAAUGAUAUCUUGCUGUUUAAUCCUAAAACAGGGGUGUAUUGGUAAUUCAGAGACUAGGACCUGACUAACGUUUGCAAAAUCUGAGGGGCAAAUCAUACAUUUUACCCAUUACCUAUUUCUCUGUACUGUCUUGUAUAAGCUUGAAUUCCAUCUGUAUUGCAUGCACUUUGUUCUGUCGGAGCAGAGUUUCUCAACAUUUCCUGGCUCUGACUUAAUUUUAGCUCGCAAUAUUUACAUAAUUCUUAUGGACCCAGCAAUAAGGGAGUAGUCACAUUAAAAACAUCGGAAUUUAUAUUUGAAGAUCAUGAUAAAUAGAUCAUAUAGAAAUGUUGUUCUCCAAAGAUAAUCAUAUUUAUUCUAUAUAGAAAAUAUAUUUUGAAAUAUCAGUGUUAGAAAUAGCUCUGAUCUGCACCUGCUUAUAAAGCAACAUGAGGUCCAGACUACAAGGUUGAGAAACUCUUUCUCUGUUGAAGGGAUUUUACUUUAUUAUUAUGACUUGUAUGUUAUGUACUAUCAGGGCAUCACUGCCCAAACCACCAAAGCUCUGAAAGACCUGUAUUUCAGCCCACAGGGUGUAACAUCCGCACAAUUUAUGAAUUAACCAAAAGAGGUUGUUCGUUUUUCUUCCUUUAGAAAUGCAUUGAACAAUAAAUUACCUUCUUGGAGUGAUUUUCUUUAAUUUUACCAUAAUCUUUGUUCCUGAAAAUCUUAGUAUCUAAUCAGUAAAUCAGGACUUAAUGGUCCAUGGUUCCUCUUCCUUACCAUAACUUCUGCUUUGGUAUUUGAUACUCAAACGUUGAUACACAUAACAAAUGUUCUCCUUUCUGACACUUUAUGUCUUGUUUAUCUGGGAUAGACAGAACAGCUCUAUGAACAUGGUUAAGGUUAUGUGUGCCAUAAUAAAACAUUACAAGUG